Neogale vison (American mink) is the source of this 2274-nucleotide messenger RNA. It is a transcript of the gene MAVS, whose product is annotated as mitochondrial antiviral signaling protein. Lineage: Eukaryota; Metazoa; Chordata; Mammalia; Carnivora; Mustelidae. The coding region runs from base 369 to 1943 and encodes 524 amino acids. The transcript has 8 exons. The record is from RefSeq and is a predicted model, not a curated record.
AGAACUCACCGGAUGACCCACGACCACGUGGUGCUGAGAGGGACAGGCUCCUCCGAAAGGAGCAGAUUUUGGCUGUGGCCAGGUAAAUGUCUGUUGCCAUGCAACUUACGUCAGUGGUUUUCAGGAAGAAAGUGCAGGAGAGCAGUGCCUGAGUGGCAGGUGACCAGCAAACAAUGUCCUGAGGCUGAUGAAGAGGCCAAGUAGACUGACCACUGGGACUGAGCCCCAGAAGAGCCAUCUGCAGCAGGGACUGACCCACAAGCUGACAAGCCCUCUUCUCCUGAGACCACUGAAAGCCUUUUUACCCCCUCCCCCCAUCUGUCCUUUUAUGGGCCAGAACCCGCCAUCACUUCAGAAUCUAGACAGCAAUGACGUUCGCGGAGGAAAAGACUUACGAGUAUAUCCGCUACCAUUACAGCAAUUUUGUCGACCGCAUUCAUGUUCUGGAGAUACUGCCUUACCUGUCCUGCCUCACCACAAGUGACCAGGACCGACUGCGGGCCUCUUGCCAGCUCUCUGGGAACCAGGGCACCCUCUGGGAGCUCUUCAGCAGCCUUCGGCGGCGGAUCGGCUGGGUGGAGUCCCUCAUCAGUGCACUGAGGGCCUGUGAGCUGGUGGAUCUUGCUGACGAAGUGGCUCGCAUCUACCACAGCAACCUGCCCGGGGUCCGGAACCAGCCUCCAGCCCCAGUGGAACCACAGUUAGUUCCUGCUGAAGUUCCACGGCCCUCUAAACCUGCUGUGGCCCCCAGGGCCCCCCACAACGGCUACAGAGAGGAGGAGCCAAGUUUCCCCUUGCCAGUCCAGGACACCCAGCCAUCAGAGUCCCCGGAAGAGAGUUCAAAGAAAGUCCCACUGAUGCCCCAUUCUGGGGAUGUCCUGAGGAGGCCCGCUGGCCCCCUGGAGUCCUCCUCUGACAUGGCGGCCUUCAGCCCUCUGACCUCCAGUGGACAUCAAGAGCAGGACACAGAACUAGGCGGUGCCCACACACCAGGCACGGCCUCCAGCCUCCCCUCAUCCCGUGGGCCUGUGUCUCCAUCUGUCUCCUUCCAGCCCCUGAGCCGUUCCACCCACAGGGCGAGCCGUUUGCCUGCACCCUCCGCGUCAGUGCCAUCUGCUGGCACCUCCUCCUCGUCCAUGGGCUUGGCCAGUGCCGGGGGCGCUGGUGACUACCGUGAGGCCGGCGUCUGCUCCACGGGGGCUGGGGUGUCCACAAGCUCACUGACCACCAGCAUUGCGUCCUCCAGGGUUCCUGCCAGCUCAGCACUUGACAGAACAGUGCCUUCCAAGUUGCCUGCCAGCUCAAAACCCUCAGGGGCAGUAGCCACUAAUGUGCUCACAAGUCUGCCACCGUCCAAACUACCCAUCAACUCAGUGCGUGCUGGCACAGCAGCACCCAGAGUGCCUACAGGCUUGGUGCCCGAGCCCAGGAUGUCCACAAGCACGGUGCCCAGCAAGGCGCCCGCCAGCACUGUGCCCUCCGUCAGGAGCCACACACCCUCAGAGGAGACUGCAGGAGCUCCAGGGCCCACCAUCUCCACCAGAGACAGCUUGCCCGAGCCAAACCCAAGCUCUUCUGGCUGGGAGUCCGAGUUGGAGCUGAGCAAGCCAGGCUGUCUGGCCUCCCGGGUGGACAGUGAGCCAUUCUCGGGCUGCUCUGCGGACCUGGCCCUCAGCUACAGCAAGUCCUUGGAUGCGGGGCCUGACAAUGCCCCAGAGGAGAACGAGUACCAGUCGGUAGAUUCCAUUAGGAUCCAAGUGACCCAGGACCCCAGCGUUGACCUGCUGGAGGGUAAUCCUGGGCCGCGUGCCACCCCGGAGCCCCUGGAGGAGGAGGAUUACAUCCAGGUCAGCACCUGGGCUCCGUGGCUCAGGGCAGCUGCUACUGGGGUGUUCCUGACCUUGUUCCUGGCAGUGGUCUACAGGCGGCGCCUGCUCCAGUGAAGCCCCUGGGUCCUCUGUGCUGGGAAUCUGCUCCCUUUCCCAGAAGACAUCCAGCCCAAGCACGGACUGUGCUGUCUUCCUGCCUUGUCCCUUUUGUGGGGCUGGUGGAGCCUGGGUCAGAGGGGAUCCAGGGGGCCUCAGGCCACAUUUCUGUCCCAGCUCAUGCCCUCUCCAUGUGCUAUAGACCUUGCCUACCCUGCAAUCUGGAUUAUCACCUUUAUUCUCUGGAGGAGGUGAGGUACGCCCAUCCAGGUUGUAUACCCAUUUGUCUGAGUCCACAGAUCGGGAAGUACCACUGGUUGGCAAUGCCCCCCAUCCUGCCCCUGUGCAG